AUGGACUACACCGUUGAAAGGUCGGCCUACGAUGAGGGGAUAGACCCACCCAAAACUCCACGGAAGGUCUGGUGUUUCGGGUGCCUGUCGGCCCUGUUCCUGGUGCUGGCCCUGAUGUCCAGUCUAGCCUACGUUUUGACAAACUUCCUGAUCUCCUACUCGCUGAUGGACGAGCUGGUCGUCUCGAGUCAGAAUUCCACGCGCUACCUCGACUGGGCAUGCAAGUUUGCCUACGGUAGCUGGGGUGGCUGCGAGAAGCCCCACUUCGCUGUUCCCUUCUACGAGUCCUACUACAUGUACAACUUGACCAACUAUGAUGAUACCCUCGCCGGGUCGCCCCCAGAGUUUUCCCUUCACGGGCCGUACACAUAUCGUGUGAACAUCACCAAGUUCGACAUCAGCUUCGCAGCCAAUGGGAGCUCCGUCGACUAUCGUGAGGCCCACAUGUAUCUGUGGGACCAGGAAAAGUCAUGCACUGGCUGCGCGCCGGAGGAUGAGUUCCUUGCCAUCAAUGCUGGCUACCUGGGAGCACUUAACACCACGGGCUCCGAGGCCGUUCUGCUCUUGGGCUUGACGGGCCCGACCAUCAACAGGAUGGUCGAGGACAUUGAGAGGACUUAUGUGGCCGAUCAGAUCAACACCCGCGGCUACUCCGAGGUGAUGGACCGCUGUCGUGUGAUCGAUCUGAACUGUCACACUCCCUUCCACGCCGCCCUCCUCCAGUGGGGCUACUACUCGAAGAGUCCCAAUGCCAUCGGUCUCUUUGGCGACUCGGUCACUGGCAUGUAUGAUGAAUUCCCUGACAAGGCCGAGUACGGAGCCUUCUCCAUCGACAAUUCGGCCCCCGCGGCCGUGCUCCGCUUCAACCUCAAGACCAUGGAGCUGAUGCUCUAUGGCCCGCAUGGGAUUGUCACCGAUCCGCUCAAUCUGCUGGAGAUGGCGAAGGCCUUCGAGUCGAACCCGGACCUAUUGCUCGAGCGCUGGGGUUUGACCAGUGUUCAGUUCACGGCCUUCCUCAAGUACUUUAUGUCCAUCACGCCAACCUACAACACGCGUCUUUACACCAGCGUGACCGGCCUCCGGCAGGGCGGUGGGCUCUUCUCACAGAGGAGCGUCCACCAGUGGGUGUUCGACUUUUCCGACCCCCUGCUUGAGUACCUCCAGCCGGGCGACACUCAAACCAAUGUCCGCCAGAAUGACACCUCAAUCUCGGUGGCUUCUUUCUACAAGGGAGUGACCCGCAUUGAAACGGGCCUGUCUGAUCGUCAUCAGAUUGCCAAUGUGGUCUUCUGGAAUGGCACGUCGUCGGUGGACUUCUGGCAGGAGCCGAUCCAGGUCAACGGCAACAAUCAGGAUGGUCAGUUUUUCUGGCAGCUCCCCAAUGGCCUGGGCCGGUUCCCGUCGCGUCUCCAGCCGUACCCCGUCUGGUCGCCUGAUCACGCUCGGGAAAUCACCCUUCUGGAUACCGGCAUCCGGGUGAAGGCCAGCUAUAACGACAUCCCUCUCGUCAGCAACGCCACCUACGAUGUGGAUCCCUUCUUCCAUCAGGAUGUCCUGGGAUUUGUCAACGUGGGAUCCUUCCAUCUGGAUCCUCCCUUCCGUAUUCGCCAUGUGUUUGGCUCGUCAGUUCCGCUAUACAUGUCCCAGCCCCUCAUGUGGCUGGCCAACUCUACCUACGUCGAGAAGGUGAAGGUUGCCAACAUGCACCCGAGCUUCGACACCUGCGCCACAAUUGUCGAUGUGGAGCCCCUCACUGGCAACACCAUGAAUGUGGCCAAGCGCCUGCAGGUGAAUUACUAUCUGGAUGAGUCCACCGCGCGUGACCGCUUCCACAUCGGGUUGCAAAAGGACAUCUUCCUGCCGACGAUGUACAUUGAACAAACCGCCGGCGUGACGAAAGAGCUGGCCGAUGAUUGGUCUUCCCAAAUUGGUUUGAUUGAUGCCCUGCGGGGUUAUGUCUUCGUGAUUGGCCAGUCCAUUUGCUAUUCUGGCUUGAUUCUAUUCGCCUGCCUGACGGUCUUCUACCUUCGCAGGCACAAGCACUCUCUGAGAUACGGGGACUAUGAGACCAUCAAUUAG
Molecule: messenger RNA, 2079 nt
Organism: Fonticula alba
Lineage: Eukaryota; Rotosphaerida; Fonticulaceae
Exons: 12
Coding region: 1-2079 (692 amino acids)
Cellular component (GO): cytoplasm; membrane
Molecular function (GO): scavenger receptor activity
Source: RefSeq, a predicted model, not a curated record